CGAGAAGGGUGUAGCCAACCCUACAUGACACCCUCCUCCUGAUGUCACUCUAACGGCGCACCCUACCCACUUACUUCUGCCUAAACCUGUCCAAGUAGAUGUUUAAUGUGGAUGCCACACGUUCGUGCAGCGGCUGCAGCUGCAUGUACUUGGCUAGAUCGGAGCAACCGGAGGAGCCAUUUUUGUCAGAUUUUAACUUUACUUUAACUUGAGUCUAACCGCGAGAAUUCAUCUCCUCCUCCUCAUCCCAUCUUGCAUUGCCCCUCUACUACGACAGAGCGGAAACGAUGGUGAGGGGGGCUGGAAAGAACCAAGCUAGGAUGAAUAGCUGAGGGAUUUAAAAAAAAGAAGAAGCUUAUCAUUUAUUCUGUCCAAGCAUUCAUUAUGGCGAAGUAUUGGUAUCCAUGGAAGGCGCAAGACCCCUAAGAGUUAGAGGGAUUCAGUCUUCAGCAGAGAAACCAGAAGAGUUCCCAUUAUCCAGUGUGAGUGAGGACAACAUGAGGUGCUGGGGAGCACUCAGGCGUGUGUUAGUGCUGGGUGCUCUUUUAGGUUUUCUGUAUUUGGCGAUGGUCACUUUAGCGCAGUUCGGGACAGAGAAAAGCAAACCUGUGGACUUGCACGUCAACCCUGCACAUAAAAAGCUAGUGCAGGAUUAUGUACACAGUGUUCUGGAGGGUCAGUGUCAUCGCGGCAGAAGCAGGCAGAGUUUUUUAGCUCGACUCUCUGCUUCCAGUCCUGCGACUCAGCCUUUCCUCUGGAAGGACACGCCGCUUCCUGAUGACCUCUUUCUGUAUCCGCCCCCAUUUGGGUUCAGAGGCCUCCGGGGCAAAGUGGAGGACCUGCUCAAGCAGCUGCCAGACUCUGCGUCCCAGCAGGAAAAAUCAGAGAAAUGUCGACGCUGUGUGGUCAUGGGAAACGGAGGCAUUCUCAGAGGCCUUGACCUGGGCCCACUGAUUGACCGCUUUGACAUCAUCAUCAGGUUAAACAGCGGUCCUCUGGGAGAGUUCAGCGUCGAUGUCGGGAAUCGAACCAGCAUCAGGAUGAGUUACCCGGAGGGCACGCCGCUCCGCUGGGUCGACACAGACGCACAAACUCUGUUCGUAGCUGUGGUGUAUAAAGGCGGAGACAUCAGCUGGACGUCCGCUAUGAUCAACAAGCUCACUGUGCCUCUGUGGGACUGGCUCUUCUUCUGGCAGAAGGUUCCAGAUCAAAUCCCUCUGGAGCGCAACAUGUUCAGACUUCUCAACCCGCAUGUCAUCAGAGAGACCGCACUGGACCUGCUAAAAUACCUCCCACCCACACAGCGCCUCUGGGGCUGGGACCAGAAUGUGCCCACCCUGGGUGUCUCUGCACUGAAUUUAGCCAGUCUGCUGUGUGACGAGGUCAGCCUGGCAGGCUUUGGGUACAACCUAUCCCAGCAGGGGGCGCCACUGCACUACUAUGACCACCUGCCCAUGAGCGCCAUGCUGCAGCAGAAGAUGCACAACGUGGACAAAGAGACCAAGCUCCUACAAAGCCUUGUCAAAGAGGGAGCCAUCACUGACCUGACGGGGGGGAUUCACUGCUCCUUCUGCCCCAGCUGACCUCCACAUAUUUUACCAUAAAGCGUUUCAUUUUUUUUGUUGUACAUUGCUGUCUGAGGACAAAAUACUGAAGCAAGUACGCAAGUACUGAAGCAAUGGCAAGACUGGCGGUAUGCGAAACGUGCUUUUUGACAGCAAAGGACUUGCGACAUGUGAGAUGAAAGACAGCUGAGAGAGAAACUUGAUGCAAAGAUUGAGAAAAAAAUCUAAUAUAUUCAAUACUUGACACAAAGUGCUUCUUGCAGGACACAAAAACAGAAAGUAACCAUCGUAGUCUUUCAGUAUUUCAGUUUUCCCGUUGUAACAGCAGUUAUAUCCAUCUGAGCUAUAGACUUUGAAACCAACCAAUCAAAUGCCGUUAAAGUUCCUUUACUAACAUGGAAAACCAAGUUUUCAUGUGGAAAAUGUAGAAUUAUAAUUUUGAAUGAUUCUAAUCCAUAUUAGCAUUGCAGACAUGUUUUACUCCAGACAGUCGUUGUGUUGCAGGUAUUUCAAACAUCAAGUCUGGACUCCAAACAGCAGCUUGUGUCAAUUAAAACAUAGAUAGCUCACCCACCUCUAAAUUUAGGACUGCUUCAAUUGGUAAUACAAUAGUCUCUUUGGUAUCACUGGUUGUAAAGACAUUUUGUCCACUUACAAACUGAACGACAGAGCCUUUGAUCAGUAUGUGUUGAAUGUUUCAAUGCAUUUUGAAUUAUAUUAUUUAUUUAUUUUAACACUGGAACAAAAGGAUUUGUAUUUAAAGUUUUAAAAAAAAGUCCAAGAUGCCUUUGCAGUUUUAUUUUUAUGUUUUAAAAGAUAUGUCAGAUUUUAAAAAAAAGAAAAACAUAUGUAACUUGUUUAUGUUAGUCUGGGCUGGUCCGUGAAAGCUACACCAAUGAAAAAUGUUAUUUACAAAUUGUGCGUUUUUUUUGUUGUUUUUUUUUAAUCAUUUGUAUAAUUUUCAUUGUUUGUUAUGUAGUUAAUAACAUUUCCCCUGAACACACUUGUGUGUGGUUACUUUGGAAAUGUUCAUGUUCUUUUCCUCUUUUUUUUCAUGUUCUGAAGCUUUAAAUUUCAUCCAUUUCCAUGAAUACAGUCAAUUCUUAUGUUUUUAUUAAAUUACUUAAUAGCCAACACAACUGACAUCAAGCUAAUGGAAAAGCACAGCCAAUAUAAAGAUUAAUACCAGUCAUAUACUCGGUUCAAAUGUGAAUUUCUUACUGUUCUCUGAGGAAAUAGUCUUGUUUUAAAUGGAAAAGUUUGUUUGUCUAUGUGACCAACAGAAAGAGAUAAAUGCACCUGUCUGUAUUAAUCACAUUAUGUGUUUAAGAACAUCACGGAGGCUUAAAGAGACAUUAUUAUUGUGAUGCAGUUUACUUUUCUACCACGUCUUAUCAGUCUUAAGUUGUUGCACUGGAUCUUGUUAUAAAUUGAAUGUACAUAUGAUGGAAAUUAAACUGAAAACAUUCCUACAA
Messenger RNA from Thunnus maccoyii (southern bluefin tuna), 3040 nucleotides. It is a transcript of the gene st3gal5, whose product is annotated as ST3 beta-galactoside alpha-2,3-sialyltransferase 5. NCBI's taxonomy places the organism in Eukaryota, Metazoa, Chordata, Actinopteri, Scombriformes, Scombridae. The record is from RefSeq and is a predicted model, not a curated record. The coding region runs from base 405 to 1583 and encodes 392 amino acids. Gene Ontology annotation, molecular function: lactosylceramide alpha-2,3-sialyltransferase activity. The transcript has 8 exons.